This is a messenger RNA of Dentiscutata erythropus, 1215 nucleotides long. The record is from the annotation of a GenBank genome assembly. Lineage: Eukaryota; Fungi; Glomeromycota; Glomeromycetes; Diversisporales; Gigasporaceae.
AAUAGGGGGCUUUUAGAUUUAUUUGAUUUUAGUAACAAAGGAGUUGCAUUUAACUGUAAUUACAGCUAUUGGAGAUUCAAUCGUCAAAUUUUUUCUCGAGCUAUGAGGACAGCAGCUUCUUCUGACAGAACUAUUAAGUUGAUGAAUAUUUUAUCUGAAGAGAUGAUAAAUCAUUGGAUUGAUUUAAAAAAUCCUGAUGAUGAUUCAACAAUCAUUGAGGCAUCUACUUGGAUGUAUAAAUUUUCUUUUGAUUUUUUAUUCGGAGUAGUAACUGGUAGUCCAUCAUUUGCGAUGAAAUCAUAUUAUCAGAGAUUGAAAAAAAUUGAUAUUACAAAAGAGUUAAUGGAAUCUGAGAAGUAUUCUAAUUGCGUAAGAAAUUUUCAAAAUGAUAAUCUAUUUGUAUUUAUGCCAAAACUUUUAAGAUAUAUUCCAAUACUCAGAAACCGUAUUCAGAGUUUGUUAAAUGAUUGUGACUUUAUGAAAGAAAAAUCGCUAGAAAGAAUUAGGAAAAGAAGAAAAGAAGUUGAAAAAAUAGUUAAUAGUGGUAACUUUGAUUCGAAACAUUUAGGAAAUGAUCUAUUAACAUCAAUGAUUAUUACAAAUACUCCAUAUGAAAUUCAUUCUCAAAUUAAUAUCGAUCCUUCAUUGUCAAGGCCAAUGACUGAUGAUGAAAUACUUGGCAUUUUGUUUGAAUCAUUUAUACCUUCGGAUACUAUCUCAAAUACUUUCUGUUUUGCAUUAUAUUACAUUUCAAAGAAUCUAAAUGUUAAAAAGAAAUUGCUAGAGGAGAUAAAAACAGUUUUCAACGAUGAUCUAACUAGACCGAUAACUCUGGAUGACCUUAAUAAGUUAAGAUAUUGUGAAGCAAUCAUUAAAGAAACGUCAAGAAUAAGACCUGCGGUCCCUCUCGUAUCAAGAUAUACUAAUCAUGCUGAUGAAAUAGCAGGAUAUUCCUGGCCAUCAACUACUGACACUUUAUUCGUAAUGUAUGUUCGAGGCGUUAAUAAUAACCCUUUUAAUUGGAAAGAUCCUGAAAAGUUUAUUCCUGAAAGAUUUUAUGAAUCUCAAGAAAUUAAAAAUCAUCAUAAAUUUUCAUUUUCAAUGUUUGGUGGAGGUUUAAGAUUAUGUGUAGGUAAAGAUAUUGCAAUGCUUCAAAUGAAAUUAUUAUUGGCUUUACUUUAUAGAAAGGUUGACAUUGAACUUGUAGAUAUGAAU